Molecule: messenger RNA, 2093 nt
Organism: Peromyscus leucopus (white-footed mouse)
Lineage: Eukaryota; Metazoa; Chordata; Mammalia; Rodentia; Cricetidae
Gene: Ccdc51
Product: coiled-coil domain containing 51
Exons: 4
Coding region: 576-1886 (436 amino acids)
Source: RefSeq, a predicted model, not a curated record
GACUCGGGGCCGCUCUGUCGCUGCUGUGCCCGGACUCUGGGCAGUGCUGUCGGGAUUACCCGUGUUGCGGGAUCCAGGAGCGGCUGCCCGACCGCACCUGCGGCUGCCCCCGGCGGCAUUGCGUAGAAUACAGAGCCUCAGAGGAGCAGGUCGCCUUUCUUGAGACAGGCAGCAUUCAGGGCUUAGCUCUGUUUGACCUCACUCACCGCGGCUGACCCGGCUUUCAUGUAUCCAGAGACUCUUCUUGGGAGGAGGCUGGAAGAGUAGACUUGGGGAGGAGAAGGAAUGCAGCUGUUCUCUUGGAAGCAGGGCUCUUCCAGAAUAGCGAAUGUUUCAAGUAUGUGUGUAUUUGAGAAAAAUCUGGGAAGGAUGAUCUCUGAGGACGGUGUGCCUGUUCAGAAUUGCCCCGACUGUUAACUUUCAUUUAUUUCUCAGAGAGUCUUUAUGUCCCGAACGCUGGUGGUAUAGAGAUGAAUGAAGCUCAAGAGGUCAAGGAAGGCUCCCCGUUAGUGGUCCUUGAAUUGUCCAACAGGUUGAGGAAAAAUUGGCAAGAAAAAUGGGUAAGAGGCUGACGCAUGAUGUUGCUGAGAAAAAUCGUGCUUCGACAAGGAUACCAGGUGGAAGUUACUACGGCUCAGAGAGGAGCUCUUCCGAUGACGGGGUGUAGCCCUGUGUUUGCCAUGCAGCACAUUGUGGGUGUGCCCCAUGUGCUGGUACGAAGAAGCUUCCUUGGAACGGAGCUCCUUAUGACCAGGACUCUGUGCAGUCCAGGUCCCAGCCAGCCCAGAGAGAAGCGACCAGAGGCUGCGGCCUUAGGGCUGUAUCACCGCCUCCCAGCAUUGGGAAGAACGCUGGGCCACACCAUUCAGCAACAAGCAACCUCCACCGCCAAGGCUUGGUGGGACAGAUAUGAAGAGUUUGUGGGACUCAAUGAAGUCCGAGAGGCUCAGGGAAAUGUGACUGAGGCAGAGAAUGUGUUCAUGGUGGCUCGUGGCCUUGUCCGAGAGGCUCGGGAGAAUUUAGAGGCGCAGCAGGCUAAGCUGAAGGAGGUAAGGGACCGUUUGGACCGAGUCUCCAGGGAGGACAACCAGUACCUGGAACUGGCUACUUUGGAGCACAGGAUGCUGCAGGAAGAGAAGAGGCUCCGCGCAGCACAUACGCGUGCCGAGGACUCAGAGCGGGAGAAGUUCUCUCUCUUCUCUGCAGCUGUGCGGGAGAGCCACGAGAAAGAACGUGCAAGGGCCGAAAGGACUAAGAACUGGUCCCUCAUUGGGUCAGUUCUCGGAGCUUUGAUCGGUGUGGCCGGCUCCACCUAUGUUAACCGUGUCCGGCUACAAGAGCUGAAGGCCUUACUCCUGGAGGCUCAGAAAGGGCCUGUGAGUCUCCAGGAGGCCAUCCGUGAACAGGCUUCUAGCUACUCCCUCCAGCAGAGAGACCUCAAGGACCUUAUGGUGGAUCUGAAGGGCCUGGUGCAUGCUGGGCAGGACCAGGGCUCUGGGUCAUCAAGAGGUGCCUCUUCUACCCGAGGAAAAGACAUAGAUGUCCUUUCAGCUGCCAUGAAAGAGCAGCUCAGUCAUUCCCGGCAGGUCCAUUCCUGCCUAGAGGGUUUACGAGAGCAGCUUGAUGGCCUGGAGAAAACGUGCCGUCAAAUGGCUGGGGUGGUUCAGCUCUCAAAGGCCGCAGCACACCCGGACCUGACGGAGCCAGCAGCCGGGGCCCUGCCCAGCUCUCUGCUGGAACAAGGGAGCAUGAUCUUGGCCCUGGCUGAUGUGGAGCAGAGGCUAGAAGCCCAAGUCAACAGGAAUACUAUCUGCAGCACACUGGUCACCUGUGUGACUGUUAUGGCCACGCUUCCUGUGCUCUACAUGUUGUUCAAGACCAGUUAGCCCUGGGCUCCCUCUUCAAAGGGGCCUAAGGGGGAGUGUGGCUUUUGUUGGUGAGAUAAUGAAUCUUGAGGUACACAAAACCUCAGACUGACUGAGUACCAUCUGAGGGGCUCACCAGCAGGUAUAUUUUAUUUUAUAGGUAAUACUUACAUUAAUUAUCAAAACUUUGUGCAAAUGUCCAAUUAAAAUAUCUAAGAAUUUGUAUUA